AUGACCCAUCAAAGAAUCCGAGUCGUCAGACUCGCUCACGUCUACUACCAACACCCAAAUCUUCAGACGGCACUUGAUUUUCUCGGCGACUUUGGAUUUAUCGAGCAGGCCAGAGACGGAGUAGGCAAAGUAUAUCUACGAGGCUACGGAGAGCAGCCGUAUAUCUACGUUGCUGAGCAGUCCCCUGAUGACAGCAGACAUUUUCUUGGUGCCGCGUGGGCUGUAGAAACCCGCUCCGAUCUAGACAUCGCAGCCGGAGUCGACAGUGCUACCCCAAUCCGCAAGAACGACGGUCCAGGAGGCGGCGAGAUUGUAUCCAUAAAAGAUCCCAAUGGCAUGUUCGUUCAUUUUGUACACGGACAGGAGUUGAGGCAGCCUGUCACGGGUAGUUCGUUGCCAGUCUUGGAGAAGACAGUUUCGGUCUCUAACACGGUGACGAGAAAAGAUCGCAAAGGCGACUUUCGCAGGUUCACGCCCGGACCUAGCCCAAUUCACAAAUUGGGUCAUUAUGGUUACGGUGUUCCACGGAACAAUUUCAAAUUAACGUUGAAUUGGUAUUUGAAGACAUUAAACCUAAAGGAGACCGACUCUGUCUUUAACCCCAUCACGGGUGACGAUGAGACAUGCUUUUUACAUAUUGAUUUGGGUGAUCAGUUCACAGACCAUCAUAGUUUCUUCGUCGCGGCCACUGAUGCGCCGCACGCAUUUGUUCACCAUUCGAGCUAUGAGGUGAACGAUUUCGAUACGGAAACUCUGGGUCACGAUUGGCUUCUCAAGAAAGGCUGGAAGAAUUGCUGGGGACUUGGACGACAUGUCCUUGGCAGCCAAAUCUUCGACUAUUGGUGA
Molecule: messenger RNA, 846 nt
Organism: Aaosphaeria arxii CBS 175.79
Lineage: Eukaryota; Fungi; Ascomycota; Dothideomycetes; Pleosporales
Exons: 2
Coding region: 1-846 (281 amino acids)
Source: RefSeq, a predicted model, not a curated record